Rhineura floridana is the source of this 4312-nucleotide messenger RNA. RefSeq names its product zinc finger protein 665-like. The transcript is spliced from 6 exons. The record is from RefSeq and is a predicted model, not a curated record. NCBI's taxonomy places the organism in Eukaryota, Metazoa, Chordata, Lepidosauria, Squamata, Rhineuridae. Gene Ontology annotation, molecular function: RNA polymerase II cis-regulatory region sequence-specific DNA binding; DNA-binding transcription factor activity. Gene Ontology annotation, biological process: regulation of immune system process; negative regulation of transcription by RNA polymerase II; regulation of cytokine production. The coding region runs from base 282 to 2057 and encodes 591 amino acids.
GGGGGGGGAGGAGAGGCACUAGAAGAAGCGGGCGCGGAGAAGGCGGCGCUACGCUGCAGGGUCCGCGCCGGUGCGCGCAAAGGAGUAAGAGGCUACGCUGUUGCAAUGCAAAAGUCAGAGGGCUCUUCAAUACAAAGACACACAGAGAGAAAGAGAGCACUGGAGGAAAGGGCACAGAUGCUUGCCAUUUAACACUGAACUAAGUCAAAAAGGACCCAGGUUCAAAUCCCUGCUCAGGAGUGGAAUUCACUUUGUGACCUUGGCCCUCUGAUAGUGUUUCUAUGAAGACAAAGGGGCUUUGCAAUGACCCCACCUUGAGGGCUGCUCCCUGCUCGAAAGUGCAUCGUGGCAACUGCUGCGAGAGGCCCAGAGGUGCCUGCGCUUACGCCUCCUCCUCUUCCGUCUCCGCCACAAUGACCUCAGAGGCACCGUCGGGGUCGUCUCUUUCUUGGGGCAGAGUGGAAACGGCUGUUCAGCAGCCACCGCAGGGUCUGGUGACCUUUGGGGACAUAGCUGCAUCGUUCAGUGAGGAGAAAUGGGCUCUGCUGGAGCCAGGCCAAGGAGCUCUGCACAGGGAAGUCAUGAAGGAGAACUAUGAAACUGUGGCCUCUGUUGAAUCUGACCUCAGUUCCUGCUGGGAAGAAGAGAAAUAUCCGUUUAACCAGGAUCUCAAAGAAGAGGAGACAUCAGCAGCAGAUAAUGGUCAGAAAAAUGAGGAUGAUGGGGAACCAAAGAUGGUGCCAUUGGCAAUAGUCAGGCAUGAAGCACAGAAAGAGAUGUUUGGAAAUAAUGGCGGUCCGCAAAAGCCUGAAAGACACCAAUCAGAGAAUGGGAGGGAGAAACCCUCUGUUUCUCAGAUUUUGCAUCAUGACACAACAGAGAAACCAUUUAAAUGCAUGGAGUGUGGAAAAAGUUUCAGUCACAGCAGUGCCCUUUGUUUACAUCAAAGAAUCCACACAGGGGAGAAACCAUUUAAAUGCAAGGAAUGUGGAAAAAGUUUCAGUGUGAGUAGUAACCUUUCUAAGCAUAGAAGAAUCCACACAGGGGAGAAACCAUUUAAAUGCAUAGAGUGCGGAAAGACCUUUGUUCGGAAUGGUGACCUUACUUUGCAUCAAAGAACUCACACAGGGGAGAAACCAUUUAAAUGUAUGGACUGUGGAAAGAGUUUCAGUCAGAGCAGUAAACUUGCUGUACAUCAAAGAAUACACACAGGGGACAAACCAUUUAAAUGCAUGGAGUGUGGAAAGAGCUUCAGUGUAAGCUGUAGCCUGACUUUACAUCAAAGGAUGCAUACAGGGGAGAAACCAUUUAAAUGCUUAGAGUGUGGAAAGAGCUUCAGCUGGAAUAGUAACCUUACUGUACAUCAAAGAACACACACAGAAGAGAAACCAUUUAAAUGCUUGGAGUGUGGAAAGAGCUUUAGCUGUAAUAGAAACCUCACAUUACAUCAAAGAAUGCACCUAGGGGGGGAACUAUUUAAAUGCCUAGAAUGUGGAAAGAGCUUCAAAGAGAGUAGUGCUCUGUGUAUGCAUCAAAGAACACACUCAGGGGAGAAACCAUUUAAAUGCAUGGAGUGUGGAAAGGGCUUCAAUCAGAGCAGUGCCCUUCAUUUGCAUCAAAGAACUCACACGGGGCAGAAACCAUUUAAAUGCAUGGAGUGUGGAAAGAGCUUCAGUGUUUGGAACAGCUUUACUUUACAUCAAAGAACGCACACAGGGGAGAAGCCAUUUAAAUGCAUGGAGUGUGGAAAGAGUUUCAAUGUGAGUGGCAACCUUACUAUGCAUAAAAAAAUUCACACAGGGGAGAAGCCAUUUCAGUGCAUGGAGUGUGGAAAGAGCUUCAGUGUGAGUGGCAACCUUACUAAGCAUAAACUGAUCCAUAGAGGGGAGAAGCCAUUUAAAUGCAUGGAGUGUGGAAAGAGUUUCAGUCAGAAUAUUCACCUUACUUCACAUCAAAGAGCCCACACAGGGGAGAAACCAUUUAAAUGCGUGGAAUGUGGAAAGAGCUUUAGUUGGAACAGUAGCCUUACUAAACAUCAUAGGACACACAUGGGGUAGAGAACCCAUUUAAAUUCAUAGAGUCACUUCAGUCAGAAUAAUAUCCCUAAUUUACAUUAAAGAACCCACACGGGAGAAGAACUGUGAAAAUGCUUUAAUGGUAGUGAAACACUUAAUAGACAUCUAAGAACAUGUUCAGGAGGGAAAUGUUUUACUUCAUGGAGAGUGGAAAGAGCUUCAGUUGAAACAGUAUACUUACUUUAUAUCAAAGGAACCCACACAGGAGAAAAAUUAUGUAAAUUAAUGGAGUAUGGAAAUAGGUUCAGUGACUGUGAUGGAGAUAUAAGGUUGGAUGCUUCCAAUAGUUUUGGGCUCAAGAGUCUACCCUAAGUAAGGCUCUGGGUUCACAUCAGUAGCCCCAAGACAAAGUGAAGCUGUUCCAGCUCAGAGAAAUGGUGUGAUGGAACCUCUUUCCUCUUAAGACGGCAUUUACAGAUUCAGGACUGAAUUUUAGCUCCGAGCAAAGGGGAGGAACAAAGGAACAAAUCAGUGAGCAGGGAAAAUUUUUGGAGUGUUGGGCACCACAGGGAAGACUAUAUAUUCUUCACUUUAGCCAUCUUAGGUUCAUUUUUCCCCCACGCAAUCUAUUUUUUUCUGAUGUCUUUCAGUGCUGCACCUUACCUCUUCUGUGGAAUAUAAACAGAAAGUAGAAAACUUUGCUUUUAGAUUUCAGUUUUGCUGCUUAUAAUGGCAGAGCAAUCCAAAUGAUGGGAAGCUGUGUUGGGGGGGGGGCGCUGGUAGAGGAAGAGCCAAUGGAAAGCUCCAUAGCGUCCACUCCCCAUUUUGGGAGCCACCGGCCCAACUGAACACAGGCUACCUCAGGAGCCGUGUGGGGGCUGGAAGGGAAGAGCCGGCGUCCACAAACAGUCCUACUGGGGAGUCAGCAUUCCCCAUAGACCACUAUUAGAAUCAUUUUACUACAGCGGCCUUUUUGCCUGCGAGCUUCAGGACAGAUCCAGACCUGCGGGAGCACUCCAAGGGGGACUUGGAUGCUGUGUAAGUCUCCCCCCCGUAGCUCCUCCCACACCAUGCCCCCAGAAUGCCCCACUUUUGGGGCUGCUGCCUGCUCUCUAUCUGCUGGACUGGCUGUCCCCAGUGGAGCGCUGGCAGGGUCCCGGCAGCACCACGAGUGAGCCGGGAUGAGGGGCUUCUGGCGGGACCUGGUGGCACCAGGACCUUGCCAGGUCAGUCAUGGUUCCACCACAUCCAACUCCCUCUGCCCGGCAUAAAUCCAACUUGGAUCGCUCCCUAAUUUUACUGUGGGUUAGGUUCCUCUGUGCUGAAUUUUCCACAGACUCCAAUAAAUUUUAGGAAAUAUUACUUGCCCCUUACUAGAACUAUUGCUGGUGAUUUUUAUAUAGAGAUAGCUUUACUGGCUUUUUCCAGAUACAUUUUUAUAGAUUCAUUUUAUUUUUUCCUUAAUUUUAUUUAAUCUCAGGUGAGGCUCAGAUUUCACUAUUUUAUUUUUAUUUUUUUUAAAAAUAAUCUUUUUAUUGGGACUAAUUUUCUAUUUAUUUUUCUGGAUGUUGUAUCCAGUCUGAUCUCUGCUCAUGUGCAUCUAAGACCACAGGAGGCUGUUCACUGGAAUUCACCUCUGAGUUAGCAGCUAUGCGCUUCUAUUGAAGAAAACUGCUGUGCGGUUGGUUAGGACAGCUGGGGGUGCAAGAACCUUUAACUAGAGGACUGGUGGGUUUUAGGUCAGCCAGUGUAGGAUUUAGCAAUGGUUCUAAAGUUCAUUGAAAUCUUGCCUGCUACAAUCCUUGUAUGUACUGGGCACUUUACCAGAUACCUUCAUAUAAUACAUUUUCCACUUUGUUCUUCAAUGUAAUCAUUGUAUUCUAAUGGUUUUUAUGUAUAAAAUAUUUUAUGGGGCUCUCCAUCUUUGGAUUGUGCUCCCCAGUAAAGUCCACCUGGUGCCUUCAUUGACAUCUUUUCAGCGCCAGGUAAAGACAUCCUUUCCCCCCCAGGCUUUUGAUAGAUUAAGAUGAUGUUUCAUUAGUGUGCUGACCCAAGUUUUCAGUGGCUGUUACGGGGAUUGUUGUAUUUUGUUGUUUUAUGGUAUGAUAUAUUUAUUUGUGUUUUUAACAGUUUUGUAAAUCGCUUGGAGACCUUUGGGUAACAAGGAAUUAAAUAUAAUAAAUAAUAGCUUUUGAUUUUUGUUUGAUAUUCUUUGUGGAAGAUGCUUUCAUCUUUCGUAAACUGAAAUGCAUUCACUGGUCUUCUGUUUAUGUAUUUUAAAUAAAUUUUGAAACUGA